CUUUACCCAAUGAAAGCGGAAAUGCCAGUUUUCUAAGACAGCAUUUGGCAGCGAGAGAUUGGGAAGAAAGAGAGCAGAGAAGAGAAGAGAAGAGAAGGGAAUCCGAGAAAAUUUUCUCUUCGCUCCGUUUUCUCUCGCUUCCAUUUCUCAUAUUUUCUCCCUUCUUCCCGUCGGCGAUGGCUUCGAUUUCCGAUUCUUCCAAACAGUCCCUACUCCCGAGCUUCCUGUACUCUUCUGCUCCCAAGUCAUUCUCUCUCGAUCGACUUCUCGGCGCCAACAAUCAUGCCUUCGGUACUUCGCACUCCGCUAUGCUCGAUACUCCCGCGGUAUCAUCCUCUCCGUCGAUCAAGACGAGGACGUUCAUGAUCGCCUCGCCGAAUGAGCCUGGCAAGAAGAUCGAGAUGUACUCGCCACAGUUCUACGCUGCUUGUACCUUCGGCGGUAUCCUUAGCUGUGGUCUCACUCACAUGGCUGUUACUCCUCUUGACCUCGUCAAGUGUAAUAUGCAGAUUGACCCUGCAAAGUACAAAAGUAUUUCAUCUGGUUUCGGAGUUCUGCUGAAGGAGCAAGGAGUCAGAGGCUUCUUCCGUGGCUGGGUUCCUACCCUUCUGGGUUACAGUGCACAGGGUGCCUGCAAGUUUGGAUUCUACGAGUUUUUCAAGAAGUACUACUCUGACCUUGCUGGACCUGAAUAUUUUUCAAAGUACAAGACCUUGAUCUAUCUUGCUGGCUCUGCAUCUGCUGAGGUGAUUGCUGAUGUUGCACUGUGCCCCUUUGAGGCAGUCAAGGUCAGGGUUCAAACCCAGCCUGGUUUUGCUAGGGGUUUGGCAGAUGGUCUUCCCAAGUUUGUUAAAUCUGAAGGUGCUCUUGGAUUGUACAAGGGUAUUGUUCCUCUUUGGGGCCGUCAGAUUCCAUAUACCAUGAUGAAGUUUGCUUCAUUUGAGACCAUUGUUGAGAUGAUCUACAAGUAUGGUAUCCCCACUCCAAAGGACCAGUGCAGCAAAUCUCUGCAACUUGGUGUUAGUUUUGCUGGUGGUUACGUUGCUGGUGUGUUCUGUGCUAUUGUUUCUCAUCCUGCUGACAACCUCGUCUCUUUCCUCAACAAUGCCAAAGGAGCAACUGUUGGUGAUGCUGUGAAGAAGCUUGGUUUAUGGGGUCUGUUUACCCGUGGGCUUCCCCUUCGUAUUGUCAUGGUUGGAACGCUAACUGGAGCUCAGUGGGGUAUCUAUGAUGCAUUCAAAGUGUUUGUGGGACUGCCAACCACUGGUGGUGUUGCUCCUGCUGCUGAGGUUGUAAAGGCAUAGAACUUCGGCAAAAUCAACUGAAAUAGUUUCGUUGUUCUAAUAGGCCUUUCAAAACCAUUUCAUAGGGAUAAAAUAAACAUAGGAUUGCUUGAAUGACUGUCGAGCUGGUGGAAAAAAUUCUUUUUGCUUUCAGAACUUUCUAUCAACUCUUUUUUGUGUUGACUACUGUUGGUUAUCGUCAGAGGAUGAUUUUGGUCUCAUCCUCUAAAAACUCCAGAGACCAUUUUUUGUAGUUAGAAUCAUCAUAUGUGAAAGUUUCAUUUGAAGAUCAAAAUCCCCCCACUGUAGCAGCAUUAAAAUAAUGAGCAGAUGGGGGGUAUACAACUGAGUUUCUGUCUUUAAACUUUUUAAGCAACCAUUUGAUUUAUGCGGAGAGAAUUUAUUUUGCUGUA
Messenger RNA from Theobroma umbraticum, 1696 nucleotides. RefSeq names its product phosphate transporter 3;1 (gene PHT3;1). Gene Ontology annotation, cellular component: mitochondrial inner membrane. Gene Ontology annotation, biological process: mitochondrial phosphate ion transmembrane transport. Gene Ontology annotation, molecular function: phosphate transmembrane transporter activity. NCBI's taxonomy places the organism in Eukaryota, Viridiplantae, Streptophyta, Magnoliopsida, Malvales, Malvaceae. The record is from RefSeq and is a predicted model, not a curated record.